AGUAGUGUUGUUAUGGUGUAUGUACUUGAUUGACCGCCAAUAGUUACAACUUGUAUAAUCGAGGUUCUGCCGUUCCUAAAUUGUAAGUUUAGUAACUGCAUUUUUCAUCGCAUUUUGACUAGUUUUGAGCUGACUAUUGUGUAUACAGUCGUAAAUAGUGAACCUAACCAUAUUAGUUAUUUUGUUUCAUAUAUUUUUAUUGAAAAGUAUAAAAAUCAUAAUGAAUACAUAUUCAGUUGUGGAAUUUAUUGAUGACUGUACAAUUGAAGCUGUACCAACCAAUUGGAUAAAAAAUGGUAUGUGUGCAUGGCCUACUACAAAAAAAGAUUCUACUCUUAGAAAGCUGAUAGAAAGAAAAAGUCUUCCAAAUGACAUAGAGUAUAAUCAAUACAAAAUUAAAGUAUUAAAAACAACUAAUUCAUUAAUAAAAGCAAGAGAAAUGACUAAAGAAGGACUUACAAAAACUGAUAUAUCAUCUGCUGAAGAUUAUGAUUUAAAACAUAAACGUAAAUGCAAACAAAAGACAAUACUUCCAAUUACUAUGGAAUCAUUAUUAUGUCCUACUUAUUCAGCAUCUGAAGAUGAAUCCAAUGACAAUUGUAAUGAUGAUAUUGUUACUACAUUUCUAGUCACUGAGCCACGAGUAAAUGGUUGGUCACCUUCUCCGAAAAAAUUAAAAACUUUUCAGGUUUUCAAACUACAGACUAGUAAAAAUAAAUAUUUAUAUUCAAAACCCUCAGUUUCCAGACAACUUUCAUAUGCUAGCACUGACAAGAAAAAAAAAAUUAUGUCAAAACCUUUAACAAAUGAUAAAACAGAUAUUGAUGAUAAUAUAUCAUUUGGCAAUGACGAUUCCAUAACAGCUCUACCAUCUGAAUCACAGUCAGAUCGUGAUUUUCAAAAAGAGGUGCUGUAUAGAUUGGCUUAUGUAAAACAUGAACUUAAAAGACUUGUCAAUAAUCAAAUGGACAUUGCACAAAGAAUUGAAUCAAUUGAAACACGUCUUGAAGUUAAUACCAUUUCAAAUACAAGUAGCAACUGUAAUAAUACAUCAUCAUUAAAUGAAAUAAGUGAUUGCAUUUUACCAUUGGAUAACACAACAGACCUUGAUACAUUCAAUGACAAAAUAUCUGGAGAUAGAGCCUUUCAAAUUAAUUUGACUAAUCAACUGAGUUAUAUUGGUGAAAAACAUUUCAAAUCGAUGAUGAAAAGAAUUAUGAACAAGCUAUUCUCAGAUGAGUUAUUACAAUACUUUUCAUAUUCUGGAAAAUCUGGAAAGAAGUUAAAAUUUUCAAAUUGCUGUUCUGUAAUUUUAGAUGCUGUUAAACAACAAUCCAAGUAUAAAAAUAAAGUUUCUGAAAAUGAAAUGGAAGAAGUGAUUAAAAAUGUCCUAGCUCAAGCACCUUUUAAUAUAAAAAGGAAAACACAAAAAUUAUAACCUACCAUUUGUAACAAUUGCAAUAUUAUAAUAUUAUUAUAUUUAAUAUUUUUAUUAUUUUAUUGUGUAAUCAAAUAUGAUAUUAAGUUUAUUAUAUAUCAAUAACAGCUGCAAUGUAAAAAUGUUAAAUAUUACAUGUUGUAAUAAUUAUAAUAAAUUAAACAAUAACUGUUCAAA
Molecule: messenger RNA, 1615 nt
Organism: Rhopalosiphum padi (bird cherry-oat aphid)
Lineage: Eukaryota; Metazoa; Arthropoda; Insecta; Hemiptera; Aphididae
Source: RefSeq, a predicted model, not a curated record